GUACACGCAGGUAGUUUCGACACUUCUCUUGUGCUGUCCAGUCUGAUGUUACUCUCUUCUUUGGAAAUUUCAUCAAGAGGGCUGGGAAAUGAGGCAGGAAAAGGGAAACAUAAAAGGAUAUUACAACCGCUGCUGAAUCACAAACUAAGUCUGACUGCAUCAUCCUAACUGACAACAUUUUGGACUAGUCACUCCAGCACCACGGCUGCACUUCACUCCUGAAAAAACAGUGAUUCUGAGCAGCUUCUAUUGCACUGCAAAUUCUCUAUAGGCUUCCCCCUCUGCCUGUAUGUGUGACUGAGACCAUGACUGCAUCCCAAACUUUCUGAGAGAGCUCUUUGACAAAAGAUGCAACCAGAGGAUCCUCCCGCAGCACCACCUCCUCCACCUCCACCUCCACCACCACCACCACCACCACCUCCACCUCCACCACCUCCAGCCCCUGGCCUUCCACCACCCUUGCAUGGCCUGGGCCUCACUGCAAAGGGGGCGCGCUCCAGGAUGCGCAAUUUCAACUGGGAAACUCUUCCCAAACACUGUGUUAUAGGAAAACACAACAUCUGGACAUCAGAUAAGAUUGAUGGGGAAUAUGAGCUGGACACUGAUCACAUGGAGGAACUGUUCAGCCAUAAGCAGGGCCAGCAACAACUCAAGGCCCUGAACCGCCAUAGUCUGAGGGGCCUGCCAACUGCUGCCUCAGGAGGGGAAAUGGUUUCCAUCCUCAGCUCCAAGAGGAGCAUGAACAUUGGAAUUUUCCUAAAGCAAUUCAAGCGGCCUGUAAACAACAUGAUUGAAGAAAUUAAAUCAGGAAGUAGUCUCAGUUUUGGUACUGGAAAACUGCGGGAGCUGUGCAAGCUGCUGCCAGAUGAAGGGGAGGUGAGGCAGCUAGUCAGUUUUAAGGGUGACCAAUCCACUCUCCCAGAAGCAGAUCUGUUUAUGCUAAUGCUGGUCAAGAUUCCCAGUUAUGAAGAGCGUCUCAGCAGCUUGGUGCUCAAAGAGGAAUUCUUCCCCCUCGUGGAUGAAAUGAAAGGAUUCAUUGGCACUAUGACAGCUGCUGGAAAGGAGCUAUUGGAGUCUGAUCAUCUCCAUUCUGUCAUUCGCCUGGUACUGAAGACUGGAAAUUACAUGAAUGCUGGUGGCUAUGCAGGCAGUGCAGUUGGCUUCCGAAUGGCUUCUCUGUUGAAGUUAGCUGACACCAAGGCAAACAAACCUGGAAUGAAUCUUAUGCAUUAUGUUGUGAUGCAAGCUAAUAAGGCAGAUGUGGCCCUACUUGAAUUUCCAGAACAACUCAAACACAUUGAACCUGCAGCCAGGAUAAAUAAAGGUGACGUUGAAGCAGAGUUUGGAAGAUUGGUAAAGAAAGUACAAGAUGCCAGGGCUGACACCUUGAAGCAGGAAGACCUAAAGGCACAAAUGGAGGAUUUCCUAAAGGAGGCUGAGGUCUGCUUGGCAGAAAUAGAAACUGAUCUUCAAGAAUUGCAGUCAGUGAGUGACUCUGUGGCAGAAUACUUCUGUGAAGACCCAAGCAAGUUCAAACUGGAGGAAUGUUGCUCCAUUUUUAAAUCCUUCUGUGAAAAAUUUCUGCGGGCUAUGCAGGAAAACAAGGCUCGGGAGAUGGCAGAGGUGAAGCGGAGACACAGAGAUAGAUUACAGAGCGCUGCCAAGCGCAGGUCCACUGCCACCUGCUCCAGUAGAGACAAGGAAAUGGAUGGUAUUGCAUUAGAGUCUGUACUACAGAGGUUCCUCACCAAUCGUGUCUCUCGGAGGAGAGCUGGAAGGCCCUUGUCCACUCAUGGGAGCCCCACAAAUGGCAGCCCAAACAAUGGGAGUUUAUCAGAAAUUACCUCGCAGGCAAACCUCCCCAUUGGAAAUAAAAAGAGAGGUGGCUCAUUUAGAUUUAAGGAGUUGGGCAGAAAAGAGUGGAAUUCAGCAGUUGAACUCACAGAGAACUCUUCACAAAACAAAACACAAUCAGAUGGUGAGGAUAACAAGGCAAAAGGUGGAAAUUCUGAUGAAGAAGAGAUGAAAACGUCCAGAAAGGAGGACUCUAGAGGAUUUACAGAACCAGCCAAAAGGCCCACCAGCAUUUCCACCUCAGUCAGAUCUUUCUCAGCCACCACUGAUGAGGAGGACAUACAGGACAAUAAUGAAGAAGAGGCCCAAAAGUUGCGUGAAGCAUCUAAAAAAGUGUUGCGCUUUCAGAACAGUCGUGGCAGUGUCUCAUCAGGGGACUAUUCUCUGGAAAAUCUGAAAUCUCCUGGUCCAACUACCACCUUGCCUCGUCAGCGCACCUUUGAUGAGGAGACAGAGAGGUAUCCUGGAGACCCAACCAAUGAAGAUUUGGUUAGAUUUUUGCUCAAUCCUCCAUCCAACCCAAAACGUAACCUUGGCCGCCGCCAUACUCUGCCUACCAAAGUCCCUAAAACUGAGGAAGAGGAAGAUAAUCUGUGGAAUGAGUCUCCAAUCAGAACUCCUAAUCCUGUGGCAAAAGACAAAGGGAUGCUGCCAGCAGAGGGUGCUGAGCACAAUCCCUCAAAACAAGUGUUUGAUUUUACUGACACGUCUCGCAACUUUAAAAAAUCAGGUGCUCAUGACCAGAAUUCCCCAUCAGCAGAAAAGAAAAGCAAGCCAAAUGUUUCUUCAGCCCAUGUUCCAGAUGAAGGGCUAAGGGAGCAAAACCAAGAGGACAAUUCAAUGGAGCCCACAGGCAACCACUUACAGAGGAACAGUGAAAAUGUUCCCCAUAAGAGUGCGUGGAUGAAGACUGAGACUUCUGGACUAUUUUUUAGCUUUUUAAAACGCCUUGGAGAUAUGAGCAAACUGCAGAACAGCAAGGAAACUGUUCAUAAGGGCACCUGGUUCUGGUGUAUAGAGUUUGAAAGAUAUCAAAUUUAAAGUCCAGGGAAGCUCAUGUAAUUUUAGUGUUACAUGUAAUGAACUCAUCAUAGUGACGCUGUAGUGCUAUCUGUAAUGUUACUUUUGUAAAUUGAUGGGUUAAAGGUUGUAAAGAGACAGAGGGUUUUCUGAAUGUGGUUGGAGAGUGUUUUUGCUCAGGAGAGGAAAUUCUGUAUAUUGUACCACUAGAUGGCAGAAUGUAACAGUAACAUAAAUAAACUGUUGGUUCAGAAAGUAGGGGUGUUGAUUUCCAGGCAAUGUGUAUAUUGUUAAGUAAACAAAAGAAUGCUAGGCACACUCACUGUAAAACAUUUUAUCACAGCUUUUUUCCAUGCAUUUUAACAGUUGGAUAAAAGAGUUAAUACUUACAGUGUGUCUUAAAAUAUUCAACUAAUGUUGAGUGGGAUGGUAAGAGAUAAUAGAGAAAUCAAACUGUUUGAUUGUUAUUUUUGAUACUUUGAUAAAUGACUACUUGUACUGUAUGUUUGAAUACAACAUUGUUAUUUUCAGUUUUAAAAUUAUAACUUAUCUUUGUUUUUUUCCUCUUUGUUAUCCUCUUCUGUUGUUUUCACAGAAGCACAUGAAAAAUGCAGACAGUUGUGGAUGCUUUCAGAGUCUUACUCAAUUCAACCAUUGUUUCCAUUUUAAAUGGGUCAGUGUUACAAAGGCAGCCUGUACAUGAGCAUAGCAGAAUCAUGGACUGUCUGUGACAAAGCGAAGGGUUCUAAUCUCAAAUUAGUCAAAGGGCAAACACCUGGUGGCCUGUUACGAUGGAAGGUACCAGCCUGCCCAUAUUUACACCUAUAACUAUGACCUAACAAUGACCUUCUGUUUAAGUUGUGUUCUCAUUUAAACACAAACUGGUAUAAUUCA
Molecule: messenger RNA, 3768 nt
Organism: Lates calcarifer (barramundi perch)
Lineage: Eukaryota; Metazoa; Chordata; Actinopteri; Centropomidae
Gene: fhdc4
Product: FH2 domain containing 4
Exons: 12
Coding region: 349-2895 (848 amino acids)
Source: RefSeq, a predicted model, not a curated record